GGGCGGGAAGUGAUGCACGCUCCGGCUUCCGCCUGCGGCCCCGGCUGCCCUUAUGGCGGUUUAUUUGACUCCGCGGUUCAGGAGGCUUCGAAGUCAGAGCGAGUUAGGGCCGCGGCGGGGCUGUUGGCGGGCGGGAGCGAGCGAGGAUUGUGAUGGUCCUUUUCAAGCAACUCAGCUGUGGAAUAGUAUUAUUCAUGCUCUUCACAGUCAGGUGGAAAUCAAAAGACGUAGACAACAUCUGAAAAUAUAUAAAAACUGUUUCACUGGCUCAAAUGCUGUUGAUGUGGUACUGAGCCAUCUUAUGCAAAGCAUGUACCUAAGCUGCAAUGAUAUUUCUCGGCUGAAGGGAGUCCGUGUAUGCCAAGCGUUGAUGGAUCACAAGGUGUUUGAGCCAGUUGGAGCAAAACUUUACUUAUUCAAGAACGAGAAAGAAACAGAGUUUGAAGACACAAACACUAGUCUAUAUAAAUUUGUAAAUAGCAGUCUUACUCCGCUUCUUCCAAGAAAGAAUAAAGACAAUGAGAGCUUUUCUCCUGAGCAGAUCUGCAAACAGAAAACAAAAAGAUGUCCCAACAAAACAAAGUGUGAAACAACGCUUUCAAACCCUUUAGCAUUAGAAGCCGCUGAUAAAAAGAGGGUAGAGGAGCUUCUUCGAUCAAUAAAUAUUAAUGGAUCUUUACCUGCAAAGAUCAUUGUUAAUGAACCAACUCAUCUGCUUUCAAAAAGAGUAAUAGAAGAUGUCUGGAAACAGCAAGCUCUGCUACGACUGCUGCAGUUAAUUGAUGUUCCGCUUCUAGAAGAUAUCUUGGUGUCUUCAGUGAAAACAAAACGAGACUGUUUUGGCAAAGAAGACCUGAUUAUCUCAAAUACUUUCCUGGACAGAGAGAUUACAUGUAGCUUAAACUUGCCUGAGCUUGACAAAUGGCUCUAUGCUGCAAUUGAAUGCUUGGAGUAUUUCCCAGACCAAUUCAUAGUGAUGGUUAGUCAGCAGCUACCUCAAAGCACUAACAAACCCAGCAGUCUGAAUACAUACAAGAAGAUUCUUUUUGACAUUAUAAUAAAGUAUUAUAGUCAAAAAAAGGACUCCCUUCUUGGCACUCAGGAUAUUGCUGUUCAUUCAGGAAUUAUAGAACUUAUAGAAAAAGGAAAAAUGGAUCAAGCUCUAGAGGCAUCACAACUUUAUGUGAAAUUGUUAGCACCAAAUAUCCGAGAAGAACUACAUAGGCUCCUGACAUUCAUAGCGAUUGCAUCCAAAUCUGAGGGCUACAAAUUACGAAAACAAUUUGAUAACAGAUUGGUGAUCAUCAGGACUUGCACAAAGUUUAUCUUACAAAAUAAGACAUUGUCAAAACCCCAGGCAGAACUGCUGACUCAGUUUCUGAUGGACAGUCACUCCGAGCUCUUCAAGACUCCUUUAACUCUUCUGGAACUAACUAGUAGGAGACUUGAGAGUUUGCUAGAAGGACAAGAUCCAGAUAUCGAUUCAGGCUUCACCUUCUGUCAGCGCGUGACAACUAAAGAAUAUGAAGAUGAAAAACAACAAACAAAUGAGUAUCUUCUUGCAUUGGUUCAAGAGAUGGACAGUGACCCUGCUAUUCCUUUGAAGCAGAAGAAGAAAAUAAUUAAAGAAUUCCAAAAAUACCACUCUCUCGUCUAUUGUAGUGGUUGUAAAACUACAUGUGAUUUUUGUACUCUAAAUGGUUAGACAUGAAUAUAGCCUUUUUUUUUUUAAAAAAAAAAAAAAAAAGGUGGGGAUGCAUAUGAAAAUUGUUUAUGGUACAAAACACUUCUUACAUCUUUACAUCUUCAGUUACAGGAAACUACAACUAUUGAAAUUACUAUGCUGCUAAAAAGCAUUAAUUCUAAUUAAUGAUUCUUUUAAGCAACAUGUACUUAAUCACUUUUGAGUUAGUAGUAAUGGUAUACUGCUUGUGCUGCUUUGAGUUCAGGGUUUGGCACUUUUUUUUACUCCUGUCCCAUGACCCCAUGGCUUUCUAGCUGAGCCACUUCUACAUUCAGAACCAUGCUUGGGUUCAUAAACAGUAAGGUUUUUAAUCUUUUCUAUCUGUAGUUCAUAAUCUAACUGUAAUCUAAUUUUAAACAGUAGAUUGACUCCUAUGAGUAUUGUAAAAGUGUACAAAGUGUGUCAAAAAUGUUAGGAGACAGUCAGUGGGUUUUGAAUGUGUGGCAGGCAAAAUUCAUUAGGCAGGGGAGCUGUGUGUGCUUGCAGUCAGUAAUUAUAGCAUGUUACUCCUUCCCCACUCAAACUGAGCUGCAGCUAAUCUGACAGUUAACCAAAAGCAAGUAAGAAAUUGCAUUUUGAAAAAACUGAGGAAUAAUAAUCUUGGCUUAGAUCUCUUGAUGUACUUAAUGUUUUUUAAACAUGAGGAUACUUUGCUAGUAUCCAAUUAUUUGUCAUAAAAACUUUGAAUAGUAUUUAUGGAUUCAUAGGUCAAAGCUAGAAAGCAUAUUGGCCUAUCUUGACACAUUGGAAGUUAACUGUAUCUUGACAAGGAUAUGUUGAUUCAAAUCAUUAAAUAAAUAUGCAAUAUAAUGUUACAUUACUUAUUCUGUCCUCAUGACAGAUAUUUGAUCAUAUUGUGGACAUGGAAACAGAAUUGAGAUUAGAAGAGACGUUUGGUCUCGUCCUACCACCCAGCUCAAAGUGGUGUCAGUUGGUGCAGGCUCCUCAGGGCCUUUUCCAGUCGAGUUUAGAGUAUCUUCAAGGAUGCCAUACCCUCUCAGGUGAGUCUGGUCCAGAGCUUGACCAGCCUCACAGUAUUUCAAAGAAACAACAAAACAAAAAAUACACCUCACAUUAUGUUUAGGUAGAAUUUUUUUCAUUUCAUUUUGUGCUCAUUGCCUCCUGUCCUUUCACUGAGCACCACCAAGAAAUACUGGGCUGAGUCUUCUUAACUCCUCCUCUGAGCUUUCUCUUCUCAAGACUAAACAAUUGCAGCUCUCUCAGCCUCUUCCUUGUGUGACAGAUGAUCUAAUCCCUUAUUUUCAUGGCAUUCUUGCUGGACUAGCUCCACCAUGAUCAUGAUUUUUUAUUGUGAAUAUGCUGCUUUAGGUAUCUACAUCCUCAACUGCUCUUCAAAUGUGUGGUCAAGUUACCUGGAUACCAAAGCUUUCUGAAAACAAGCUGUUUUCUUUUCUUAAUUUAAAUGGUUAGACUAUUAGAUAUAACGAACUAUGUGUACAGGUAGGUUGUGUUAACUUGCAAAUUUCGAGUAGGCUUAUUUGAAUGACCUGAUCCUAUUAGAAGUCAGGGAAUGUAAUUGACUCUGUCCAUGCAUCCCUGUUUAUGCACUCGUUAUUUAACAGUGAUUGUCCAGUGUAAAAUAAAUCAUUUCUGGAGGAGGAAAAAAGACCCAAGUUUCACAUUUCAGAGGUGAAUGCCCCAAUUACAAGACAACAGGGCCAUAUAUUCUUUUCCUAGCAUUGUGUGGGGAUUUUGGUCAUUGUUUCAGAAAAGGGAGCAUGUACAGAAGUAGGUUAUUGAGAAUGGUAAACAGGAAGGUAUUUCCUGAUUUAAGUGCUUCUGGUGUUGAGUAGUGGGAGAAGGGGAUUUUAGUUUGGAUUUUUUCUCUCUUUCUCUUCGGUCACUUUACUUGGUCUCAGUCAAAGUACGGAACCUGGUAACUAGAUGGACUGGGAACUGCUUUGGGAAAAACUGUAUUUUUAAAAAAAAUUCUUGCACUUUGUGACUUGAUUAGAAUUUUCCUGUGUUAAUUUAAAGAUGAUAAUAAAGUAUCGCAUAAAA
Molecule: messenger RNA, 3766 nt
Organism: Athene cunicularia (burrowing owl)
Lineage: Eukaryota; Metazoa; Chordata; Aves; Strigiformes; Strigidae
Gene: DEPDC4
Product: DEP domain containing 4
Exons: 9
Coding region: 53-1705 (550 amino acids)
Biological process (GO): intracellular signal transduction
Source: RefSeq, a predicted model, not a curated record